This is a messenger RNA of Carcharodon carcharias (great white shark), 4208 nucleotides long. Its product is annotated as protein arginine N-methyltransferase 1. Gene Ontology annotation, cellular component: nucleus. The record is from RefSeq and is a predicted model, not a curated record. Gene Ontology annotation, biological process: peptidyl-arginine methylation. Gene Ontology annotation, molecular function: protein-arginine N-methyltransferase activity. Bases 74 to 1129 code for a protein of 351 amino acids. NCBI's taxonomy places the organism in Eukaryota, Metazoa, Chordata, Chondrichthyes, Lamniformes, Lamnidae. The transcript has 10 exons.
GGAGGGGCGGGGACCAGGCGGCGCCCUCCGGGUAUAAAAGCGACGACGAAUAUGACGGCCCUUCUUUCACAAGAUGGCCGAAUGCAUGGAGGUGUCUUCACUCCCUAGUGGUCCGGAUGGCAGUGCAGCAAACAAGGCUGGUGCAGAGGACAUGACCUCCAAGGAUUAUUACUUUGACUCCUAUGCGCACUUUGGAAUUCAUGAGGAGAUGUUGAAGGAUGAGGUUCGCACUUUGACCUACAGAAACUCCAUGUACCAUAACAAACACCUCUUCAAGGACAAGAUUGUUCUGGAUGUCGGGAGCGGAACGGGCAUCCUUUGUAUGUUUGCAGCCAAGGCUGGUGCCAAGAAAGUUAUUGGGAUCGAGUGCUCCAAUAUCUCAGAAUAUGCUGAAAAGAUCAUUAAAGCAAACAACCUCGACCAUGUUAUCACUAUCAUCAAGGGUAAGGUAGAGGAGGUGGAGCUGCCCAUGGAGAAGGUGGACAUAAUCAUCAGUGAGUGGAUGGGCUACUGUCUCUUUUACGAAUCGAUGCUGAAUACCGUCAUCUACGCAAGGGACAAGUGGCUGCAACCAGACGGCCUGAUUUUCCCAGACCGAGCUGCUCUGUAUGUCACAGCCAUUGAAGACAGACAGUACAAGGACUAUAAAAUUCACUGGUGGGAGAAUGUCUACGGUUUCGAUAUGUCCUGUAUUAAGGAUGUGGCCAUCAAAGAACCACUGGUCGACGUAGUGGAUCCCAAGCAGCUGGUGACCAAUGCCUGCCUCAUUAAGGAGGUGGACAUCUACACAGUGAAAGUAGAAGACCUGUCAUUCACGUCGCCUUUCUGCCUACAAGUCACUCGCAACGACUACAUCCAUGCGCUGGUAGCGUACUUCAACAUUGAGUUCACCCGAUGCCACAAAAGGACGGGAUUUUCCACAGCCCCUGAUGCCCCUUACACUCACUGGAAGCAGACCGUUUUCUACAUGGAGGACUACCUGACAGUCAAGCGAGGCGAGGAAAUCUUCGGAACUGUCAGCAUGAAGCCCAACACAAAGAACACUCGGGACCUCGAUUUCACUGUCGACAUUGAAUUCAAGGGGCAACUGUGCGAAAUGUCCGGCUCCAUCGACUAUAAGAUGCGCUAGACUCACCUCCGUCCCCCUCCUCCAGCUGUGCGCACCGUCCUCACCGCUCCAUUCAGUCUCCAGCACGACCACUGUAGUGUGCUAUAUAUAGAUGACGUUGUUUUCAGGAUAAAAAAGUUAAUUGGUUGUGCGACUGACUGCUCCUCUCCCUGAUCAGUUGAAGUCCAUUAGCAUGGCAUAUGAGCUGGGAGGAGGGGGAAAGACAUCUAGAGUAAUUCUCCUUGUAACAGUUGCCACUUGUGCUAUUAUGGAACCAUUCUUAAAGCUGCUGUACUGAUUGUGUUUUUUGUUCUGACAGAAGCAGGGGCAUUUUAAUGUAAAUCCCUGAUUCCAACCUAUACCUACCUUGGCAGGGAGGAGUUCAGAUCUGAUCAAGUUUGUUUUCAUUUUGAUUUUUUUUAAAAAAAGAAUGGUACUUUAGAUUUCUGCUAGUUCCAUAGUUUGGUAAAUCAUCCUUCAGUCAGCAAAGCGAUUCUAACCUAACUUUAAGUGCAUCUUACUUCUGUGUUUUUUAAUUUAUUUUUGGGACCCUGUUCCUGACUGGAGAAUUCUUUGUCUCAAGAGUGGAGUGCAUCUCUGUGUGGUAGUGUGUUAAAACUGCUGUUACUAUAUAAACCGUCACACUGGAGAGUGGGGUGCCUGAGUCGUGUUUAGGCUGACACUACAGCUGCUGGUGGUCAAUCUGCUACACACAGGUCUAAGUGCUGAAUUGUGGCUUCUGUUAACAUCUUUGUAAAAUUCUACUCACUGCAAGGAUGUCACACUUUGGGUUGUCAUGUCCUUGGCAUUUGAGGCUGGAUGCUUGCUGCUCUGAAUUGCUGGGCCUCACCACAAUUGAUUCUCCUUGUCUCCUUUUGAUUUGCCUUUUUUUGUCCUGGGGUUAAUUUUUCUACAGCGAUUUAUUAAAUACAAUAAAUUGACAGCAUUUUGAAAUCUGUCUCCCGUAUUCACUUGCAAAGAACUCCAGGUUCCAUGUUAACUUUUUGUUUCUCGAGCAAUUGCCAAGUAAUGUUUAGUGGGAAAUAACUCAGUGGCUUGAGUUUGCUGCUUCACCUCUAUGUAGCUGCUGCUCAUUUAUCCUCUGCACAAGGCUCUAUGUAAAUGCUUCCAUUGUGCAUGUAGAGUCUCCAGGUCUGAACACCUGUGUCCAAGGUUUGUGAUGGCCUGCUUGUCUUGCACACUGCAAGAGUACAUGUUACUGUGAAACUUGGCAGAGCCAAGUCAUCAAAGCUCUGUAACCUUGCUGGCCCUCUUGAACAACUAUCUUGCUAAGACACCUGGUAAUUGGGAAUGCAUUGUGUUCAAUGUGGCAAGAAAUUGGGGGAAGUUGUUCUGAAACUUAGGGAAUUUUGAAACUGUUCUGAGUAGAGAGACUGUAUGUAAACAUCACCAAUAGUGGUACCCAUUGUGCCUGGUAUGCAAUUUCCACUAUCUGAAUUUGUUCUUAAAAAUUUGAAUAGAAGUGGCUGUUUUCUCCCAAAUAAAAAAGUCAUUGAGGGCUGUAACUGUUAUCUUCUCGGUCUAUCCCUCCCCUCAACCCAACAAGUAAUGCUUGCACCAGAUGGGAAGUUGAAUGGAGAUUUGUAAAUUUGCAGGCUGGCAUGGCUCCGGUUAUAAGUUAUAGCCCUGGUGCAAUGGGAAUCAUCGCUUCAUAAACACUAACUUAAAUGGUUAUUGUUUGAGCAGAAUCUGACCACCUUAGCAAGGCACCAUUCAGGCUGAGAAAGGGGCUUUAACCUGUAGGUCCGGUGGUGCAUGUGACGGUUUUUUGGCUGAAAACACUAAUGUUUUAUUUCACUCCCCCUGAUUGACUUGUCCUGUAAGUUUGGACCCACCUUUUUAAUAACGGAUGUCAUUUAUAAUGCUAGAGUGUCAAUUGUCUGGCUAUGCACUUAACACACGUCUGAGUGUGUGCAUUACCUUCCUGGUGGGGUGGUUUGAGUGCCAGGGAGGGAGUGUUGACAGGCUGACGAGCGUCACUGAUGACUGAAUUCUGUUUUGCUGACCUGAUCUUUUUUCUCUUUCUAUCCCUUCCAGCCUCGGCAAGUGCUGUAGCUAAUUGAAACACCCAUCCCUCAAUACCUUCAUUGAGUUCCACAUAAAUGUGGUUCAGUAUUUGCACCAGUUGGUGCUUGGACCCACUUAACUAAGCCAAUUCCAAAAUGAUCUUCUGUCACCUAAUGUGCAAAUCUAUUUGUGGCACCAUGAUAUAUUACUGCAGUGUGGAGCUACCCAUGACCUAUGUGUACAGCUAUGGGGAGGAAUGGUAGUUAGUUGGAUUGGAGUGGCUUACAUUCUUUAAAUGCUCAUCCACCCCGUUGGGCUUGCUGAUCAAGUCUGAAAAUGAAACUAUAAACAAGACUCUCCUUGGAAUGUGGAGUGCUGCCUCACUAGCAGCUUUUUUUUUGAUGUGUGGAGAUGGUGUUUCAGUUGUGUACAAUAUAAAAUCCAGGCGCUGUGACCAAGCUUUGAUUUGACUGAACAGCAUUUCUUGUUUGGCAGAAUGUUUUAACUUUUCCUAUGUGUGCUUUUCCUCAAAUUUUUAAGUUGCACCUCUCCUCCUAACUGAACCUUUAAUCGGGAAUAUGUUGGCCUGCAGCUAUUGUUGCUGCCAUUUGCUUACUGGGUGCAAUUUCUUCUGUUACUGAGCCAAGACCAGCGAGGCUUGGUGGUUGUUGCUAUUCUGUGACCAGGAUCAGUCUAUUACCUGACUGCUGACAGCAGAGUCAUUGUAUCUUGAUACCCACAAGCAUUUUGAGUCCAGCCUGGGAUCUGAACAGGGUGCUGUGCUGAUGUGCUCAAGAUUUUGUUUAGGGGUAGGAGGAGAAAGCUCCACUUUGUUUUUUUUUCCACAUUCCUUUUAUUUUUAAAGGGACAGUUAUAUUUCUGAAGCUUUGUUACAGCCCUGACUUAUACCUAAAAUUGAUCUUUUUAAAAGAAUAUUAGUGUAUGUUGAAACUGCCAUGUUGGUCUUCUAAACCCCUAAGUACUGACUGGUGAACAUUGUGACUGUGUAGUAAAUUAUGCUUUUGUUUUUUUAUAUAUGGUGACAUUCAUUGAGAAUAAAAGUUUGACUUUA